This is a messenger RNA of Solanum stenotomum, 1127 nucleotides long. Its product is annotated as pectinesterase QRT1-like. Gene Ontology annotation, biological process: cell wall modification. The record is from RefSeq and is a predicted model, not a curated record. The transcript is spliced from 5 exons. Gene Ontology annotation, molecular function: pectinesterase activity. Bases 1 to 1071 code for a protein of 356 amino acids. NCBI's taxonomy places the organism in Eukaryota, Viridiplantae, Streptophyta, Magnoliopsida, Solanales, Solanaceae.
AUGAAUUUAAGUGAUUUUAGCACUUUGGUUGUGAUUAUUUUCUUGAUUUGUGGUGAUCAAUAUUCUUGUUACAUUAUAACAUGGGAUGAUAUGAAGGUGAAUUUAAAUAAAGAUGAAUUUAUACGAUCGCGUUCUUCUUCUUCUUCUUCUUCAUCUUCGUUACAAAGAGUUAUAGUUGUUGAUCAAAAUGGUAAAGGAGAUUCAAUUAGUGUUCAAGGUGCAGUUGAUAAAGUUCCUUCAAAUAAUUUACAAAGAGUUAUUAUUUACAUUCAUCCUGGAACUUACAGAGAAAAGGUGCAUAUACCAGCAUCAAAGCCAUUCAUAUCAUUAGUUGGUGAUCAAAACCAAACAGCUAGAACCAUUAUUUCUGGUCAUGACAAAGCCUCUGACACUGAUCAAUAUGGUUCUAUUUUAGGCACUUCUAGAACUGCCACACUCACUGUUGAAUCUGAUUACUUUUGUGCUACUGGCAUCACUAUCGAGAACACAAUAAUUCCAGAUCCUAAAGGUGUUGGAAUGCAAGGAGUGGCAUUGAGAUUAACUGGUGAUAGAUCAGUUUUGUAUAGAGUAAGAAUAUUGGGAUCACAAGAUACACUUUUAGAUGAUGCUGGAUCACAUUAUUUUUACCAAUGUUAUAUUCAAGGAUCUGUUGAUUUCAUUUGCGGAAAUGCUAAGUCACUUUAUAAGAAUUGUACUCUACAUUCAAUAGCCAAAGGGUAUGGAGCAAUUGCAGCACAACACAGAGACUCAGAAAAUCAAGAUACUGGUUUUUCUUUUGUUAACUGUAAAAUCAAGGGAAGUGGUAGAGUCUUUUUGGGCAGAGCAUGGGGAGAAUAUUCAAGAAUUAUAUAUUCCAAAUGUGAUUUUGAUCCUAUUAUUGAUCCAAAAGGUUGGACUGACUGGAAUCAACCAUCAAGGCGCCAGCAUACAGUGUUUGGAGAAUACCAGUGCAGGGGCAGUGGAGCAAAUAGAGCAGGUAGAGUGACAUGGUCCAAGACACUCAAUGAAUCUGAAGCAGAACCUUUCUUGGAUGUAAAGUUCAUAGGUGGACAACAAUGGCUCAGACUCUGAACUCUCACACUUCAAUUUUCUGUGUGCUAUUAUGCAAAUUCAUUCAAAAACAGAAC